UACCUUCUGUAGUCCCCGUCCCGAAAGUUCUCCCGAAGUCUCGACAACCAAGACCUACCAUAACUGAAGUAUUCGACGCCUACUAUGACGAAUCCGCAGAAGAACCCCUUGAAAGUAUUGUCUUCGGCUCUAAGGAAGAAGAACGAGAAACCGAAUUGGAAGCUCUUCUUCAAAAGCUCAUUGCCAAAUGUGAAGCUGUUGCACAAAAAUGGGCCCCCAAAAAAGAAAAAGGCAAAAAAUGGAAGUCGAGAAAAAGAAAAAUAGGAGGCGCCAAAGAAACAUACCUAGUUGGACCUUACUGCGAAGAAGUUGGAGUUAAGGAGGUUAAAGAAAAGAAAGAAAUUGAAGUCGAAAAGGAAGCGGCUGGAGUUGAAAAGGACGAAGAAAAAGAAGUUGAAGUUAAAAGAGAAGAAAAGGAAAAAACUAAAGAAGAAAAAAAAGAAAAGUAUGAGGAAAACGUACCUGCGAGAAUCGGAAAAAUCGUAGAAGACGUAGAAAAACUUACCAAAAAAAGUAAAGACCUGGAUUACACCUGCGAAUCAUGGAUAAAGAAAGUUGAAGGAUUUAGAAGUAGGGUCAGAUGGAGUAGAGGAGCAAAAAAACCUACCAAAAAUAAACCUGCCGAGGCCGAAGAAGAUACGACGAAUAUCAGUGAAUGUUACCGAAACAAAGGUGGA
Racocetra persica is the source of this 677-nucleotide messenger RNA. The record is from the annotation of a GenBank genome assembly. Lineage: Eukaryota; Fungi; Glomeromycota; Glomeromycetes; Diversisporales; Gigasporaceae.